UAGAACUAUCCAGGCCAACCAUGCGCACAAAGAAAGGCUUAUCUACUCUGUUUUCCCUCUGUCACUCUGUUUCAUUACGCUACUCAGUUCUUCCAUGGCUUCCUCACAUCUCCAUUUCCUUUCUACCCCAAAUCCCAUUCUUAUUCUCCCUCAAUCUCAGCCCUCUUUCACAACCCCAUUACAAAUUACAUCAAAACGAAACCACUCAAUCAAAUGCAACUCACAAAAUUCCGAAUCCGACCCCAAUUUCCCAUCCCCAGAUCCCAAUUUCAGCGCCCUAAACCAACCGGAGAGUUUCCCAAUAGAGAAGCGAAGAAGAUCCGAAAUAGUCCGACAAAGAAGACCCACAACAGACAUCGCAAAGCCAGAGCCACCCAACUUCGAAAUCGGGUGGAAGAGGACGAAAGAGAUCAAUCUGGAGAAGCCGAUCGGGUGGAUGAUAAUGGAUUUUCUGGAGAAGCUUGAAGGGUUAAUGGAUAGGGAAUUUGGGUCGACAGAGUUGCUUGCGAAAGUGGGAGAGAUUGUGGCGGAGAGGGCGAGAGAGGAGGCGGAGAUCUUGCUAGAUGACGGCAAAGUGGAGGAGAGAAUGGUAACGGAGCUGUUUAGAGUUUUGAAAUUGAUGGAAAUGGAUUUUGCCAUGGUGAAGGCGGCUGUGAAGGAUGAGACGUUGAGUGAGCGGCUUGGUCAGGCUAAAGCAAGAUUGAAUUCGACGGCCAUUGCCCAAUCCAUCUCGAUUUAAAUUCGAGGCUAGGUUUGGAAAAGGUGGAGGAUGUUUUGAAGAAGCUAGAGGAGAUUGUGACGAUUUCAAAGAAGCUAUAGGACUCGCAUGAGAUUGUGACGAUUUUGAAGAAGCUGAAGGGGGUUGGUACUCGAUGGCGAUGGGUUUCAGAAGGCUGACAGUGAUGGGCAGACUCAGAGAGGAAGAGAAGAGAAAGAUAAGUGAGAAGAGAGAAUAUAGAAGCGAAGAUAGGCACACACAGAUGCUUCGAUAGCUAUUUUGGUAAUUUACCCAAUGAUGACGUAAGUAGAAGGUAAAAAUACUUGUUUUUCAAAAGGUACUUCAAUUUCCAUUUAGGCUUCCCAAAACAGGCCAUCGGUACAAAAAUUCAACUUUUACAUGCUAAAAUUUAAUAAUCAGUGGUAAAAUAUACCUUUUUAUUAUAAAACAAGAUAAUAAUAACAAAGGAGGAAGAAGAGAAAGUAGAGAGUGAAUGUAUUAUCUAUUCAAUUGUAUCUCUCAAAGGUUCCAAUGACCCCUGUUUAUAGAGUUUACAAAAUAUAAAAAUGGUAAAUAUACAAAGAAAAUACUGGAAAAGAUAA
This is a messenger RNA of Benincasa hispida (wax gourd), 1320 nucleotides long. It is a transcript of the gene CRR41, whose product is annotated as potassium/sodium hyperpolarization-activated cyclic nucleotide-gated channel protein. Lineage: Eukaryota; Viridiplantae; Streptophyta; Magnoliopsida; Cucurbitales; Cucurbitaceae. The record is from RefSeq and is a predicted model, not a curated record.